UGUAGCAUGGCGGCGUUCGCAGAUUUGGACCUGCGAGCGAGUUCCGACUUGAAGGCUCUGCGCGGACUCGUGGAGACUGCCGCUCACCUUGGCUAUUCCAUUGUUGCCAUCAAUCACGUGGUUGACUUUAAGGAAAAGAAACAGGAAAUUGAAAAACCGGUAGCUGUUUCUGAACUCUUCACAACUUUGCCAGUUGUACAGGGAAAAUCAAGACCAAUUAAAAUUUUAACUAGAUUGACGAUUAUUGUUUCUGAUCCAUCUCACUGCAAUGUUUUGAGAGCUACUUCUUCAAGAGUCCGGCUGUAUGAUAUUGUUGCAGUUUUUCCAAAGACAGAAAAACUUUUUCAUGUUGCUUGUACACAUUUAGAUGUGGAUUUAGUCUGUGUGACUGUAACAGAGAAACUACCAUUUUACUUCAAAAGACCUCCUAUUAAUGUGGCAAUUGACCGAGGCCUAAGUUUUGAACUUGUCUAUAGCCCUGCUAUCAAAGACUCCACAAUGAGAAGGUACACAAUUUCCAAUGCCCUCAAUUUGAUGCAAGUCUGCAAAGGAAAGAAUGUAAUUGUAUCUAGUGCUGCAGAAAGGCCUUUGGAAAUAAGAGGGCCAUACGAUGUGGCAAACUUGUAUCCUUUUCCAAAGGGUUGCUGUUUGGGCUCUCUGAAGGUGAAGCCAAGGCUGCAGUGUCUAUCAACUGCCGAGCAGCACUUCUCCACGGAGAAACUAGAAAAACGGCUUUUGGAAUUAUUUCAACAGUGAAGAAACCUCGGCCAUCAGAAGGGGAUGAUGAUUCCCUUCCAGCUUGCAAGAAAGCCAAGUGUGAGAGCUGAAAAGAAUGCCCUUCCCUCAGCACUCCCCUCUUCCCUUUUAUAGUUCGUCAGCCACAGCAAAAAUAAAACCUUGUGGGAUUUACUGUUUUCAUUUGGAGUUAGAAAUCGAUAGUGUAUAAAAACAGUUUACAUUCCAGCCAUUAAAACAACAAACAAAACCUAGUGAAGCAUUAAAAAUGAAGGCUGCCAGCUUAAUGAAUUUAGCUGUGCUUCAAGAGAAAAGCAAAGACUAUGCUUUUUGUAAGUGAUGAAUAACAGCAGGUAUAUUUGAAUAAGAUGUUUCAAUAUUUCAAGAGACUCUUUAAAAAUGUUUCCUGUUCAUUUAAAAACUCAUGCUUACUAAUUUGCUUGAUAUACGUGACUUAUUAUUUUUUAAUCUCACUAUUCAAGAAGUGGUUAUUUUGAGGACUAUUAAAACUUAUUUUGAAGGGGUGA
Messenger RNA from Cynocephalus volans (Philippine flying lemur), 1262 nucleotides. It is a transcript of the gene RPP30, whose product is annotated as ribonuclease P/MRP subunit p30. Bases 7 to 756 code for a protein of 249 amino acids. NCBI's taxonomy places the organism in Eukaryota, Metazoa, Chordata, Mammalia, Dermoptera, Cynocephalidae. Gene Ontology annotation, biological process: tRNA processing. Gene Ontology annotation, cellular component: nucleolar ribonuclease P complex. The record is from RefSeq and is a predicted model, not a curated record. The transcript is spliced from 11 exons. Gene Ontology annotation, molecular function: RNA binding.